UCCAGUCAAGCGCUCCGGUAUCUUCAGUCAUUCUUCAGUCUUCAGUCUCGAUGUGCUCGCACACUCUCACCCGCACGUGAGGACGGCAUUUCUUGUGGUUGUGUGUUGGUUUAAUGGGAUACUUUGCCACCAGAAGUGCACCGACAAUGGAGAGGUAUCACAUAUUCAAAUUAGGUCUGGCAGUACUCUUCUAUGCGGCGUACUGCAUACGACCUAUGGUGGUCCACGGUCAAAAAAUCGACAACGAAGUACACACAGACAACCAAACGAAAAAAUUCGAUGAAGAAGAACUAGUUUUUUACCAAGGCGUCCAAGGAAAACCGGGCGUCGACUUUCCUGUUUUGUCCCACAUUCCUCGGACUAGCUUCAACUGUCGAGACGUCGACUCUGGGUACUACGCGGACUUGGAAACCGACUGUCAAGUUUUCCACAUCUGUGAAGAAAACAAGAAAAUCUCAUUCCUUUGUCCCAACGGGACAAUUUUCCAACAAUCUGAAUUAAUCUGCGAAUGGUGGUUCAAAGUCAACUGCACCAACUCUCCAAGCUUGUACGAAGAAAGCGCAGAACAACUCCGUGAAGAAAACGCUAAAAGAAAACUCUCCCGACGGGUUCAAAACCAUGGCGCCGUCAUGCGAACUGAAGAAAGAUCGUCAGUGUCGCGAGGUUUUGACAAUAGAUCUUCCAAAAAGGUUUCUUCGGAAAAUAGAGCCAAUAAUCACGCACCAACGUACAGAGACGAUUUCGAUCAAAGCAAUGAUCUGUCAAGAUCUCCGUCUUCAGAUUUCGUCAGAGAUAGGAAUCUGAACCAGCCGACGCCGUUCCAGAAGCAGAACAGAAAUGAAGAACCAAAUCGAUCGAACCAAAGGGGGCGAAAACCGGUUCAGUUCCAACAUCAACCUUCGGUUGACAACGAAGAAAGACGGGUGGUACCGGCUAGGAAAAAUUCGCAACGUGCGGGCACGAGAAGGCCUGUGAGUACUGGAAGGAUAAAUCAAGAACAAGAACAAGACUUAGAUUAUGAUUUUGGACGCCAAAAUGCUGCCAGAAGAAAUAAUAAUAAUAACUAUAACGGCCACCAAGCUAGUUUUAACGACAGAAAAGAAAUCAGGGUAAAUCAAGACCAAACACAAGACGAUUUUAGUACUAAUAGAAACCUAGAUUAUGAUUUUGGGCGACAAAACUCUGCCAGAAGGAACGAAGAUAGAAAUAAUAAUAAUAACAAUAACGACAAUCAAGCUAAUUUUAACACCAGAAACGAAAAACGAGUAAAUCAAAACCAAGCACAAGACGAUUUUGGUACUGAUAGAAACUUGGAUUAUGAUUUUGGACGACAAAACUCUGCCAGAAGGAACAAGGAAGAUAGAAAUAAUAACAACAACAAUAAUGACAAUCAACCUAAUUUUAAUUCCAGAAACGAAAAAAGAGUAAAUCAGAACCAAGCACAAGACGAUUUUAGUACUGAUAGAAACUUAGAUUAUGAUUUUGGACGACAAAAUUCCGCCAGAAGGAACGAAAAUAGAAAUAAUAAUAAUAACAACAACAAACAUAAUGCCAAUCAAGCUACCUUUAAUAACAGGAAAGAAAAAUCGUUUGUUCCAAGUCAAAAUCAUCAACCAAAUGGUUUUCGACAGUCAACUUCAUUUGGUUCUAGGACUACUGAAUCAGCAAGAAAUAACUUCAACUCGUUUCAACAGUCAAACAGAAAUGAUCAUUCGCGCCGAGUUAAUACAGGUUUUUCACGACAAUUUUCGUCGGAUCAUGAUCGCGAAGUUACCAGUACUACCGAGAGUAGCAACUUCCAUCACUCAACGUCGUUCGUCCACCAAAAACCCACAAACCCAGAGACCACUACUGCAAGUUAUUCCAAGAUUGACUCUGGAAGACAAAGAUUUGAUAACCAUAAUUAUGACGAUUACAAUUCUGGUACUACUCAAACACGGACUUCGUUUACUUCCAGUAAUCGUAAUUACGACAAUUUCAAUUCUGGUACUACUCAAAAACCGACCUCAGUUAAUUCCAACAAUCAUAAUUAUAACGAUUUCAGCUCAGGUAAUACCCAAAAACCGGCUUCAUUUACUCAUAAUAAUCAUAAUUAUGGCAACGAUUUCAACUCAGGUACUACUCAAAAACCAACUGCAUUUACUUCCAGUAGUCAUAAUCACGACAAUUUCAACUCAGAUAGUACCCAAAAACCGGCUUCAUUCACUUCCAACAAUAACAAUUAUGACAACAAUUUCAACUCCGGUGGUACCCAAAAACCCACUGAUUUUACGUCUAGCACCUAUAACUAUGACGAUGAUUUCAAUUCCGGUACCACUCGAAAUCAGGGUUCAUUUAUUUCGACCGAAUUCAAAGUGCAAAUUAACUCAAACAAACAAGAAAUAAAUCUAAACACCGAUAAUAGAAGCUUCAAAGAACAAACUAUCGGUACUUCAUCCACCGACAGUGACAAAAAUUACGUGCCAGAACCAACUCAAAGUACUCCCAACCAAGAAACGAAGACUUCUGUUUCCACAAACCAGCCAGAUGUUGUGAGUACCGGAACUCAAAAACCGGUCAGUACUAACCGCAACAACAAAGCGUCCACUUUUCCCAACAGCCGCCAAGAGAAAGCAUUUAGUACUACUUCCCAGCAAAAGAAGUUGAGUGGUAAAGACGGUACUUUGAAACAAAAAAGUACCGUAGCUUUGACCAAAAACGACAUUAUUAAUCGACGACUUGAGGGUGGUGAUUCUGACGAAGCCCAAAUCACCCAAGAAACCGCAUCGUUCUAUAAAAACUCGUUCAACCGAAUUGACCAGAACUACAAAUCGACGUCUCCUAAUCCGUAUCCCAAUCAUCGCGAAACUUAUAGUGAGCUCAAGGAGCCGCAGUACUACUCGACUAAAACAUUUUCGGGUAUUUCUUCCGUGACGCCGCAGUACUUGACAACGCAGCCUAUCAAUAACGGGAGACCGUUUGUGGGAAGUCAAGUGGGUACGACUUUGAGGGGUACUGAUAAGAGUAAGAGUUUUGGUACUACUGUGAGUUACUUUACUACGACGGUGGCUCCUGAUAGUACGACUACUGAAAAUCCUACUACCACGAAAGUAGUACCAAUUUCGUUGUUUAACACUGGAAGGACUGACAAAAGUUUGCGUCCCACUGCACUGUCGACUGCGUCUGCAUAUUCUCCAAAACCAGCUGCAAAUGUAACAGUACCGCCUCAAGGUUCUUUUAAUCUUGGCUCAACGAGUACUUAUCGUCCGAAAACCGACAGUAGUACCAGUAAGAUAAUCGACCACGCUACUGUCUAUGGAAAGUUUGUUAAAAGUGACGUUACGACUCCGUCUGCCGGAAAAUCCACAAUAGUACUAUCCAAAUCUCUAUUUGGUGGAGUAACACCCACUCCGUUUUCGUUACCAAUUACCCAGAAAACUCUGACUACGUCGUCGGGUAGGACACUAAUUUCUCUCUCGAAAUCGGUGUUCGGUGGUGCCACUCCAGCACCAUUUAGUAAAUCUACACAAUUCCCAAGUAGUACCGCUAAAACCUCGGCUGAAAUCUUGAGUGUUUCUGAUAGUUUUAACAGAGGAACGCCUCAAGUGCGUUUCUUUGGGAAAGUUCAAACCACUACGAAAAUCCCGGGGGUGGAAAUUCACGUCAAUGGAAAUUCUAUCGGGUUCACCACACCUAAACCAUUCAGUAAAACCACGUCUUCUGAUACUGGAAAAUCGUCUCCGUUUGGAUUUAAAUCGUUCAGUACUACGUCCAAGCCGUUUAGUAGUAGUACCCCAGUCCCGCUCUCCGCACAAAAUCAUGGCGAUUUCGAGUCUACGUUCAAGAGUGGUACCACACCGAGCACCGUUUCGUCGUUUGGUACCACAGUUAACCCGGAGUUUAAUUCAGUUACACCUCUGAGCUUCAGUACUUAUCAUCCUGAUUUCAAUUCCGUAACACCCACCACCUAUUUCACAAGCACGAUAAACGACUUGGUCACUCCUACCGUUUUUAAUAGUUUCGGUACUGAAACCCCUACUCAGAAAUCUUUUGGUACCACCUACACACCUCAAACUAAAGUUUCUGGUUUCUUUGUCACCAAGAAUGCUGUGACCGUACCUACGCAACGAAGUUUGAUUAGUGAUAUAAUUCGUCCACGACCAUUCCAACUACCACCAGAACCUAAUUUUUCAGGUAAACCCAUAUACACUUCCACUACUACUGAAAACGGACCAACUCCAACGUACCCAACGUACAAAAUCUCCUCAGCUAGUCCUUUCGCUAACCCAUCCACCCCCGAGCCAACACAACCCACCCCAUUCACCACCCCUCAACCCACCCUACCAUCAACUUUCGAAAACGUGGACAGUAUGAUCAGCGCGCUGGCGGAAAUGGCAAGUCACAACAACUACUCGAGUGACCCUAGACCAGGUCUGGUGAUUCCCCCAUCCGCUGGUCCACAAACCCUCCACACGCUUGCGGUGUACUUUGCAAAUGCUUUGGACGGAAUCGCCGCAGAAAAGGAAGAAGAAGAAGAACAAGAGGAAGAGAAGGAGGACGAAGAUAGUCUGACUAAGUUGGAACUGGAGAAGAAGAGAUUGACGGAACUGUUGACUCAGAUGACGAUGGAUCGCUACAACGAGCUCUUCAGCGAGGAGAACGAAGGAAACGAAGAGACGACGACGAUAACGUCAAGGGUCAAAAGCGACGAAGAGGAUUUGGAAGGGCAGCACUCGAAGGGUCCGGCACAAGCUACCCCUAAAGUGCGUCAACUGGCCAAAGUUUUCACGCAAGCGUUGUCUUCGUACCUUGACGAUCCUGCCACUUUUAAAAAGGUACUGGAGGAGGUACGACCCACGGAACCGCCGGCGCUAGAAAACGAAGAUACGGAUUUGGGGGAUGAUGAGCUUUUGAAUUUUUCGGAUGCGGAUUCUAAGUCGAGUUUUCCUCCGUUCUUUCCUACGCCGUCUGCUGCUAGACCGACUUGGGGGUACUUGAUUGCGUUUAACACCACUAACAGUUUGGACGUGAAGAAUUCGAUUAAUCCGGAUUUGGAGAAUUUACAAGGUGCCGAUAGUCAGUCUUUCGUUUCACAAUUUAAUAAGUUGCACAAUUCCAACAAAGACGAUGUUGAAAGUACCACGAAAAGCUCGACUCAGUUGCCCGAUGACCACUGGACCACGUCACCAGACGUGGGUAAACUAUGGAAGAAAGCUUUCUCGUUUGAUCCAGCGUCGAUUAAUGAGAAUUUUGGAACGACUGAGCCAAUUCCGGUUACCACGGAAGCAGAAACAGAAGAACCGGAAUUGACUAUCAAGUACGAGUUGAGGGCUCUUCCACAGCUCGAGCUUAAUUCGACUCAGGUUCAUGGGAUUUUGAUCGACUUUAUGAACACCACGGGGAAGGACGACGACAAUCGCUUGCAAAGGAUUUUGAGGAAGUUGAACACUACGGAAGACGAGUUUUUGGAGAAGAUGAAGGAAAUUGAGAAUAAUCCCUUGACGAGAAGGUUGAUUCUUUUGUUGAUUAGCGAAUGUGGGAAUAGUACGAUGCAAGUGGACACUAGUGCUGUUCCUGUACACACUUUUUUGAGUCGUACCGUGAAUAGUACUGAGACUCUUGAAACGUCGAGUUCGAUUGGGGGUUUUGGGGUGAGGCACCACGAAGACGCGACGAACUCGGACCUUAAAAUCGUCGAUCCGAGUUUAAGCGAAGACAGUCAAGAUGCUAGGGCCUUGCAAUUGUUGAAUUCCUUGUACACUAUAGCUUCGAAGUUCGGGAAGUAGUACCCGGAUUUGUAGCCACCUAAUGCUCAUUAUUGCCGAUUUUAGUACUGUAAAGAGUGUGAAUGUUGUUUGUUUGUCGUGUGAUACUAGUUAUGUUGUAUUUUAUUUUAUUUAAUAUUUUUGUAUCGAUACUUGUUAAUUCCUAUCAUUUUGACGAUUCUGUAUGUAUGUAUACACAACCGCUGACCGUGUGUAAAUUUUGUAAAUAAAUUGUUAUUUUAUA
This is a messenger RNA of Zophobas morio, 5988 nucleotides long. RefSeq names its product mucin-2 (gene Cpap1-j). Lineage: Eukaryota; Metazoa; Arthropoda; Insecta; Coleoptera; Tenebrionidae. Gene Ontology annotation, molecular function: chitin binding. The coding region runs from base 114 to 5765 and encodes 1883 amino acids. The record is from RefSeq and is a predicted model, not a curated record. The transcript has 5 exons. Gene Ontology annotation, cellular component: extracellular region.